AUGGCCAAGAAGAGAAAGGCCUCUGCGCCCGCGCGCACCGGCCCCAAGGAGCUCGACCCCGCCGACGCUCGCCUUGGUCCCAUCACCACCUACGAAGAUGUUGCCGAUUCCGAGGACGAGUACUUCAUGAACCGCGACAAGAUCAUGUUCGACGAGCAGCCCAAGUCGAAAAGGAGAAAGAGGGACGAAGAGGAGGAUAAGUUCUUGGAGCACUCGGACGAGGAGGUCUUGGACUUUGACGACGGCGACGACUCCGAGGAAGAGGAAAGGAAGGCGGAGCUGAAGAAGGCCAAAAAGGCCGCGAAGAAGGGGCAGGCUGUUGCUGAGUCCGAUGAAGAGGAAGAGGGUGAAGGAGACGAGGCCGACCCAAGCUGGUGGGGAUCCUCGAAGAAGGAGUACUACAAUGCCGACCAGAUCGAGACGGAGGCCGACGCCCUCGAGGAAGAGGCUGAGGCCAAGCGCCUGCAGCAGAAGAAGCUGGCCAAGAUGUCCGAGGAGGACUUCUUGUUCGACGAAGGAGAGUGGCUGGCUUCCAAGCCUGACGAAGCCGAGGACCAGGAGGUUGUCACCGAGGUUCUUAAGGACAUCGAGAUCACAGACGACAUGGGCCCCGAAGAGCGCAGGAAGAUGCUCCAAAGCAAAUACCCCGAAUUUGAGCACUUGGUGAACGAGUUCCAGGACCUGCAACCGCAGCUUGUCACCCUUCAGAAGGAGGCACAUGGCAAGUCCAGCCAAUCGCUCGAGGCUGUCAAAUACUGGAUUCUGGGGUGCUACGUCGCCGCUCUCGCAAGCUACUUCGCCAUUCUCACAUCACCAUCCCGCGACGGUUCAUCAACACAAAAGACUCUGGAUCCUGCGGAGCUCCGUGACCACGAGGUCAUGGAAACACUUCUCGAGUGCCGCGAGGCCUGGCAACAAGUAAAGACCGUCAGGCCAGCCGCCCCGGUCGACUCGAUGGACGUCUCGGAAGAGGAAGCAGUCAUUCCCGAGGAGGACGAAGACGACGCUGCGAUUGCCGCCGCAAGAGAGGAAGCUCGCAGGCUCAGAAAGCUCGAGAAGGCCUCCAAGGCCAAGAAGAAGCAAGCACAGGCUGUCGAAGACUCUCUCAAAGACCUCGACGACCUCCUCAAGCCGUCCAAGAAGACCAAGAAGGCGAAGAAGGCUGCCAAGACGACCGCCGACGAGGACGACAACUCGGACUUUGGCGAGGAAGAAAUCCUCGACGCCCGCACCGCUGCCGACAAGGCCGCUCGCAAGAAGUCCCUGCGCUUCUACACCUCCCAGAUUGUGCAAAAGGCCAACAGGCGCACCGACGCCGGCCGCGACGCCGGUGGAGAUCACGAUCUGCCCUACCGCGAGCGUCUCCGCGACCGCCAGGCCCGUCUCAAUGCCGAGGCCGAGCGCCGUGGACAAAAGGGCUCCAAGUACGGCGCGGACCUCGGAGACGAGGGAAGCGGCGACGAGGACGACGCCAGGACCGCUGCCGCGCUGCGUGGUGAUGGUGACGAUGAGUACUACGACAUGGUCGCGGCCAAGUCCAAGAAGAAGAAGGAGGAGAACAAGGCAUACUACGACGCUCUCAAGGCGGCUGGCAAGGCGGACCGCGUUGUCGAGCAGGAGGUCGUUGGGGCGGACGGCAAGCGCAAGAUCACGUACGCCAUCGAGAAGAACAAGGGUCUCACGCCAAAGCGCAAGAAGGAGAACCGCAACCCGCGUGUGAAAAAGAAGAUGCAGUACGCAGAGAAGCAGAAGAAGCUGAGGAGCAUGAAGGCCCAAUGGAAGGGAGGCGAGCCCAAGGGCGGUUAUGGCGGAGAAAUGUCCGGUAUCACAACGGGCAUUGUCAGGGCAAGGAAAUUGUAG
Messenger RNA from Colletotrichum chrysophilum, 1860 nucleotides. RefSeq lists its product as uncharacterized. Lineage: Eukaryota; Fungi; Ascomycota; Sordariomycetes; Glomerellales; Glomerellaceae. Gene Ontology annotation, cellular component: small-subunit processome; nucleolus. The transcript has a single exon. The coding region runs from base 1 to 1860 and encodes 619 amino acids. Gene Ontology annotation, biological process: maturation of SSU-rRNA from tricistronic rRNA transcript (SSU-rRNA, 5.8S rRNA, LSU-rRNA). The record is from RefSeq and is a predicted model, not a curated record.